Messenger RNA from Nymphaea colorata (pocket water lily), 2471 nucleotides. Its product is annotated as F-box/kelch-repeat protein At1g51550. Gene Ontology annotation, molecular function: protein binding. The transcript has 2 exons. Lineage: Eukaryota; Viridiplantae; Streptophyta; Magnoliopsida; Nymphaeales; Nymphaeaceae. The record is from RefSeq and is a predicted model, not a curated record. The coding region runs from base 176 to 1621 and encodes 481 amino acids.
GCACCAUUUACUUGCCAAGCGCCAAAAUACUUCUCUCAAAAUAUCUCCAUUUCUUCUUCAUUUCCAGACACCUCUCCUUCUCUCCCUCCCUCCCCCCCCCCUCUCUCUCUCUCUCUCUCUCUCUCUGUGGAAACCGUUAAUCAGCUUUCAACAGGCAUCUUCACCAAGGAGAGAGAUGGACAAGACAUGCUGGAUAACGUACUUGGAUUCGGAGCAGAUGAUGAGCAUAUCGGAGCUGCUGCCCCUCCAAUCGCUGCUGGCCUUAGGGAUGACGUGCCGGAGAUUCAGGGACAUCUGCUGCUCCGACCGUCUCUGGGAGUCCAUCUGCCGCAGGGAGUGGGGCAACCUCGCCGUCGACGCCAUGCUUCGCUGCUCCACCUCGCUGUCCUCGUCGUCCUCAUCCUCCUCCUCCUCCUCCUCUUCUUCAUCCUCAUCGACGUCGAUGUCGCUGUCGCCGUGUGAAGGGGAGAGGAGAAAGGUCUGCGGGUGGUCGUGGAAGAGGGUGUACGAGCAGGUGCAGCAGAUGAAAUGCCUUUCCUGCAUGAGGCUGACACAGAAGGGGGCUGCCCCUCAUCCCAGGGCCUCCCAUUCCCUCAAUUUCAUAUCUGACUCGCUUGUUCUCUUUGGGGGCGGAUGUGAAGGAGUGCGCGCCAUCUUGGUAGGACGCCAUCUUGAUGAUACGUGGGUUGCUCACGCUGGUAAAGAAAGAGGUUUGAAAUGGCAAUACCUUGGCUCAGGGACCCCAACUGGGCGAUUUGGACAAAGUUGUACCGUUGUUGCUGAUGUGCUUGUCCUUUUUGGUGGCAUAGAUGACAAUGGUAUCCGAAAAAAUGACACGUGGAUUGGGCAUGUCAUCCAUGAUGAACUACAUAGCGUAAACAUCUCAUGGAAGCCAUUGGAAGUGGGUCUCACCUUGCCUCCACCUCGAGGAGCACAUGCAGGGUGUUAUGCAGGCGAAAGGAGAAUGGUGAUCCAUGGAGGCAUUGGUCUGGACGGGGUGCGGCUGAAAGAUACCUGGCUACUGGAGCUCUUUGAUAAUGGGAUGUCGGGGACAUGGAGAGAAAUAGUGACCUCCGUUUCUCCUUUGGCUCGUUCAGGGCACACACUAACAUACAUUAGUGGCUCCUGCAUUGUCCUGUUCGGAGGCAGGGGGCUGGGUUAUGAGGUGCUGAAUGAUGUCUGGCUGUUAGAUUUAACCAGUGUAAGUCCACUGUGGCUUGAGCUUAUGCCUUCUAACACACAUGACAUCCCACUUCCUCGUGUUGGUCACUCUGCAACUCGGUUGCUUGGAGGAAGAGUGCUGAUUUUUGGGGGUGAAGAUUCACAGAGACACAGAAAAGAUGAUUUCUGGGUUCUUGAUACUGGUGCAGCCACAACUGCAAGUGUUAACUCUCAAGCAUCAACAGAUGCAAAUAAGACACCAAGAAAAAUGUGGAGAAGGCUGAAUGUUGAGGGCCAUCUUCCUAUUGGCAGAUCAUUUCAUAGAACAUGUGCUGACAGGUCUAGAUGCAGGAUUUACAUAUUUGGUGGCAUGGUCGAUGGUGUUCUUCAUCCAGCAGAAUCAUCUGGAUUGAGGUUUGAUGCAGAAUUAUACCUUGUAGAACUUGAUCUUCAAUCUUAAAAAGAAACUGUAGCAUCAAGAUGAAUCUGCAUGGUAUGGCCUGCCCAAAAUAUCAAUCAGAUGCAGCUGCACCACGGCCUUCUUUCUAGUCCAAAAGAGUCAAAACAACCUUUUUCAGAGUACUGAUGGGUCCAAGCCAUACCAUAACCUUGCUUUCCAAAUGGACAAGGAUGCUAAUCCCAAAUCUUGAAUCUUCCAUCCUAUCCUUAUGGAAAUGAUUAGAGUAGAUCGUCCUUCCAUGAAUCCAUCCUCGACGCUUUUGUACAAGUUUGCUUUUCCUUUUUCUCUUGACAGUGACUAUGUUCUACCAGUUCUCCACAAACAGCCAAGGUUCUCUGCAAGCAAGAAGCUUAAAGGAGGAACUGUUGGAAUCUGUCGUGGUUGAUUUGUGCAAAAAGAUGAUAUGGAAAGGUCAAAACUGAACAUAGCGAUUCAAUGGGCCCGAGUGACUCACUCAUAACUGGCAGAACCUUUAGCUUAGGCCCACCUUAAUAAUGAGAAAUCCAUCCAGAAGGCUGCUGGAUAGCAGCCAAUGCCCUCCUAAGAGUGAAGAAAAAGAAAAGCUGGCCAUUACAUGCCAAAGCCACCACAUCCUACUGUCGAGAUGGGCAGCCUCUACCUUUCGAAGAUCUCCUCUUCAAAGCAUUUCUUUGCCAGUGGAGUCAUGCAAAGUAUACUUUAUACAUCUCUUGUACAAAUAAGACCCUGGAAAUGCAUGACAGGUCAUUUGACUGAAAUUAAAAUCCAUCAUGAAGAUGCCAGGUCAUAUGGGUUGCUUUGCUUACUCAUUGAGAAGUAGGAGUCGAUAUAAUAAUGUCAUAAAACUUGAAAUGCACUCUUAUUAAUUUUA